Lampris incognitus (smalleye Pacific opah) is the source of this 2218-nucleotide messenger RNA. It is a transcript of the gene adoa, whose product is annotated as 2-aminoethanethiol (cysteamine) dioxygenase a. Gene Ontology annotation, molecular function: oxidoreductase activity, acting on single donors with incorporation of molecular oxygen, incorporation of two atoms of oxygen. The transcript has a single exon. The record is from RefSeq and is a predicted model, not a curated record. Gene Ontology annotation, cellular component: mitochondrion. Bases 244 to 1008 code for a protein of 254 amino acids. Lineage: Eukaryota; Metazoa; Chordata; Actinopteri; Lampriformes; Lampridae.
CGGGGUGGAAAAUGAGACGGAGAGCCUGAGCUCGGCGAGACGGUCCAGCCAGCCUGCGUGUUUCACCACCAUGGAUUAUGUCGCGGCGUCGCCCCCGAGCAUCUUGCCCUGCGCCUGAGCGGGACGGGACCCGAACGCGACCAGGUCCGGCGAGAAUCCAGGAGCUCUAAACGUUCAGAAGAUCGCGUCCGAGCAAGCAGCGCGGCGAGAUCGCUACAAGCCCGUCCUCCCUGCGGAUCCGACAUGCCGCGGGACAGCAAGUCGCCCCUCAUACAGAAGAUAGCCCGGCAGGCGUACGCCACCUUCCGGGGCUUCGACGCGUCCGCCGUCGGCACCGACCAGGCGUUUCUGGACAAGCAGAACGAACUCAUCGAGCUCGUCACCGCCGUGCGGGCGGCGGACCUGAAAAUCGCCCCCCGCCAGAGCCAGGCGGGCUCCAAGGCGGAGCUGGCGAGCCCCCCGGUCACCUACAUGCACAUAUGCGAGACCGACGCCUUCAGCAUGGGGGUCUUCCUGCUGCGGAGCGGCGCCUCCAUCCCGCUGCACGACCACCCGGGCAUGAACGGCGUGCUGAAGGUGCUGUACGGCAAGGUGAGCGUCACGUGCUUCGACAAGCUGGAGGGCGGCCGCGGCGCGCGCGGGGAGCCGCCGCCGACGCAGAGCGCCGCGGCCGCCCGGCGCUCGGUGGGGGAGUACUCGGAGGACAGCGGGCCGUGCCUCCUCACGCCCCUCCGGCAUAACCUCCACCAGAUCGACGCCGUGGAAGGGCCGGCCGCCUUCCUCGACAUCCUGGCGCCGCCCUACGACCCCGACGACGGCCGGGACUGUCACUACUACAAGGUCCUACAGGCGACGGGGGCGGGGGGGCCGGACGGCGACCCGAAGGAGCGGCGCGACGAAGAGGAGGAGAAGGAGAAGGAGGAGGUGAUGUGGCUGCUGGAAAUCCCCCAGCCGGAGGACUUCUGGUGCGGCGGAGAGCCGUACCGAGGCCCUGCCGUGUCUGUCUGAAGGAGGCGCCCCAUCCUGUGAGGAGAGCGUGCAGAAUGCGGCUCAUGUUUGUUGCUUUCCAAAAGCUUGUUAAUUGUAAUUGAACGCCGGGACUCCACAAUCCCACCUGCUGCCUCUGCCGGGGGGACCCUGGCAUCGGACCCCCGGACACACCGAUAGCCCUCAGUCAAACAUCUGGACUUGGCGGAAGCAAAAUUGGAAUCCAUAUGGUGUUACGCAAGGCUCCGUGGCCUGUCGACUGGACUGCAUACGUCUCACCGUGACGUGGCGUGACGUGGCGUGACGUGACGUGGACCGCCGUCAGGCGCCGCAGUGCUGAUGCCGAAGCCUGUAACUUCAGUCGUCUUUCUGCCUUACUUGAGAAUAUUGAAUGUAUCAUUUGCAAGGCCGCUGUUUCUUCUGUAUACACACCCCUCGGGUUUCGCUCGAGCGUGCACGCCACGUUCCCUCCUCUUUGUGUCUAAUUUAUUCCAGAGACAGGCUUCCUGCAGGUCUGCAGGUCUGCAGAGUCCCGGAAGUUUGGUGCGAGAGAGACUCACGCAGUUCAUGUCCGUAGGGCCACACUUGCUCUGUUUUUUGUGUGUUUCAGACGCAGGCGUGUUGUGAGUUGUGUUGUGGCGUGAGGCGAUUGUACAUCUGCUGACACCACGCAUCCUGGACACUGACCCCAAACCUGAGCUGUCCCAUCACUCUUACCAACUGUAACCCUGACAAAACGUGUGCACGCCGUCAUUGCCCUCGGCGCUGUCCAUUAUGUCUCAGUGUUGCGUCAUGCAUAGAAGAAGUGGCUGUAAGUUGUGGGUCUCCACGUGUGCGUGUGCGUGUACUCUAGCUAGCCUGCAUCUGCGGUCCACUCAACAUUUCACACAACUGGCUCGCUCCUCCUGAGGCCCGCGGCAGGCUUCCUCACGUGAUGAAUGUAUGUAAAGCAAUAAAUCAGACGGGAACCAGUCACGCAUUAUCUUUUUUAUAUCGUUUGUGUUAUCCGCUAUUAUGCACGGUGCCGAGAGAGGGCAAGACAACAACGCGCCGGGUCGAAGUGGUCAUGUGUGGUUCGUCUUGGAAGUGGCGUGGCAUCAGCGUUGCAAACAUACUCACUGGCAGACAAAUGAAAUGGCAAACAUGGGCUACUGUACUCAGCCCUCAGCGGACACCUGGCCUUUUUCUAGAGGAAAGGCAAUUAUACACGGAAUAAAGGUUUUUUCUAAGA